Molecule: messenger RNA, 2416 nt
Organism: Clupea harengus (Atlantic herring)
Lineage: Eukaryota; Metazoa; Chordata; Actinopteri; Clupeiformes; Clupeidae
Gene: rspo3
Product: R-spondin 3
Source: RefSeq, a predicted model, not a curated record
UCUAAAUAAACUUUGGAGUUCAGAGAGGGGGAGAGAGACGGCAGUCAUCAUAGUGAUCGAGAGAGGGGGAGAGUGAAUGAGAGGUGGUACGCGAGCGCGCAGCAAAGAGACAGAAACUUGUCCAACGGUGAUGAUGCAGACCAGUGAAACUUUCUAUCCGAACCCGCGGUAUUUGUAAUGACAAAACAAAGCAAGGGGAUGUUUGCGUUUCGGGAGAUUUCGCACGGCAAACAAUAAGUUUCAGUGAAAUGUUAAUUCGUGUAUCUCGCACGCCGGGCGCAAAAGAGUAACCAUCGCAAUUCCCACCUGGACGCGCUGAAAACUUCAAUAGUGGAUCAGAGGGGAAUACUUGGAGAUGAUACAUUUCAUUUGAUCACCAUGGCGGGCUUAAUUUGAUAUUUUUUCAGUUGCUCUCCCGUUUGCUCAACCUCUUCUCGAUGGAAAACUAGCAGUGGUACAUACACGGAUUGAUCCCACAAUGCUGCUGCCGAGAUGGCCCAGGUGCAUUUGGGCCUUCGUAAGUGCUGUUUCUCUCGCUCCUGAGCUGGGUUGGAAGUUUAAUUGUUUUUAGGAAUCAGUAACGUGUUACCAGAAAUCAGCGAAACUACUGUCACAGGUUGGCGGAGGACAUUGAUAUUGACACGACAAGCAUCACCCUCAUCCCUGGGUUACUAUGCAAUUACAACUGAUCUCCUUUGUUUUGAUCUUGCACUGUAUGGAGUACAUUAAUUGCCAGCAACACACCUCCAGGCACCGGCCACACAAACAGAGCAUGAGCUCGGGGUGUCAGAGCGGGUGCCUGACGUGUUCGGAGUACAACGGCUGCCUGUCCUGCAAGCCGCGGCUCUUCAUCUUCCUGGAGAGGAACGGCAUGAAACAGACCGGUGUGUGUCUGCCCUCCUGUCCAAGUGGUUACUAUGGCACCCGCUCUCCUGACAGAAACGACUGCACUAAAUGUCGGCCGGAGUGUGACUCCUGCUUCACCAGUAACUUCUGCACCCGCUGCCGCCCUGGUUUCUAUCUGCACCAGGGGAAGUGCCUGCAGACCUGCCCAGAAGGCAGAGUGCCCAGCACUGCCCAGCGGGAGUGUGUACUUGAGUGUCCAACAGACUGCGAAAGCUGUGCCAACACUGACACGUGCACCAGGUGUGCGGAGGGAUUCUUCCACCUGCAGGGGAAGUGCUACGACACCUGCCCUGAAGAGUACGAGCCCAGCGACCUGCUUGUGGAGUGCAUCCCUCAAGUGCACUGUGAGGUGGAGGAGUGGAGCGAGUGGAGUCCCUGCUCCCGUCGAGGCAAGACCUGCGGCUUCAAGCGGGGUGAGGAGACAAGAACCCGCACGGUCCUGAGGACCCCCUCCCCGCACGCCAACCCCUGCCCCCCCACACACGAGAAGAGGGACUGCGUGGUGAAGAAGAAAAAGUGCCCAGGCAACGGAAAAAGAAGACCAGACAGGAGAAACCGCAACAACCGAAGGGACAAGGAGAACCAGGAGAGCCGUCACGAGAGAAAGCGAGUGAGGGAAAAGGAGAGGAAGCCCGUUACAGGUGGAGAACGGGAGGACUCGGAAAUCAGGAACAAAACGGAGCGGCGACGUCGGAGGGGCCACACCAGAAGCCCUAUCUCUGUGGAUGGAGACCCUGGGCAGUAGAGGGCCCUGGAUCCCCCUCAAGCCCCCACCCCCUCGCCUCUCGCCCCCUUAUCCCCUUGCUUAGGGGGCGCUGCUGCUACCUGUAUAAUUUAAAUAUAUACUGUAUAUGCACAAGAGAGGGAAAGGGGCAUCAUGGUACAUGAUGACAGACAUGGGUCCACCACGAACACUUGGGUUGACCUAAACCCCAGGCCACACCCCCCCCUGAGAUGUUCUAACAGCGAAUUAGAGACCUUUGAAAUGAAUAUGCUGUUGGCUGCAUUAGUGAUGGGACAGAGGAGACGGCUGCCAGAUAGGAGGAACUGUGUGGGAACUGUGUGUGUCUUUUGUUGUGUCAGGACGAUGUUGUGUUUGGUGAAUCUGUUAUCUAAAAAUAAAUAAAAAAAUAGACCCUACCCAACUCCCACCACCCUGCCCCGGUACAGCAUCGCGCCAUGGUUUGAAUGUAGGUUUUAUGUAGAACAUCGAUAGAACGUCAAUACUUCUUUCUUGAUUAAAUUAAAAGUGAGCAUGCUUGCCGGCAUCUUGGACAUUGCCUGUGGGUGAGAGCAAGCUCUACUGACUGCAUGUGGAUUGGUGUAUAUAUGUGUAUAGGGCAAAAGAACCGGUUGUUUCGUUUUUGUUUUUAUGAUUGUUUUCUUGCUCAGUGCCCUCAGAACAAAGUGUUGGUUUGCCUGUCUGUACUCACAGGAUCUGUUCUUCUGGAGCCAUCUGAUCAAAAGUCAAAAAGCACCUGUACUUCAAAUAAAAUAUAUUACAUUUUGA